Messenger RNA from Geodia barretti, 2690 nucleotides. The record is from the annotation of a GenBank genome assembly. NCBI's taxonomy places the organism in Eukaryota, Metazoa, Porifera, Demospongiae, Tetractinellida, Geodiidae.
GUCAGUUUUAAGAUGUAACCAUCAUCCUAUUGUACUAAUGCAUCACAUGCACUAGGUCAUCCCUGUCUUGUCUCCUUGCUUUUUAUGGCAUCCCUAUAUUCCACACUUUUUUUAAUUCAAAGGAUUUACUUGUCUCCUUCCCCUUUCUUACUGCAUGGUGUGCAAUAAAAAGUUGGGCAUAAGCCCAUAAAAAAGUAACAUUAGUGGCCUUAAGCUAUCGCCUCAGACGUUUUGUCAUUCACAUUACAUCAGUGCACAAAGUUUCAUUGUGAGAGGACCCAUCAUAAGCAAGUUAUAGGCACUGACACCAUUUAAAAGUCUUUUUUGCCUGAGGCUGUUUGUUUACAACCUUGUAAUUUCUGUUUCGAUGAACUCUUUAUCAUGGUGAAUCAGUGUACCAAGGGUCAUUGUUAGAGGACCAACCACAAGUAAUUUAUAGGCACAAACACCAUUUACAAGUUAUUAUUGCUUGGGACUGUUCGUUGUUGUUUACAAACUUGUAAGUUCUGUUUCGAUAUACCUCUCAUCAUGGUACAUCAAUGUACCAAGUUUCAUUGUUAGAGGACCAACCAUAAGCAAGUUAGAGGCACAAACACCAUUUUUAUUACCUCAGGCUGUUUGUUGUAACUGAAAGUGAAACAUGAAAAUCACAAAUGUAUGGAUGGACAACCCGUGUUUGAUAAAAUGGAAGGUGGUGGUCAUGUUUUCACAUUUGAAUGUUUCUAGCAAGAUAUCAGAAAAUUCCUGAACAUGGUUUGCAAACAAUAUAAGGUGUGGCAUAGCGGAUUUUGAUUGACUGCUGUCAAAAAAUAAACCCAAAGCGCCUCAUAUUCACCAAAAAUAACACACUGGAAAAUUUUGACUAAGUUUUGAGCCACAAAUUAAUAUGUUGUUGGUUACUUAGUGCAUAGUACACCAUAAGAGACGAUUAUGCCCUGUUGUGUAUAGUGGUGUCUUACACCAUACUUGUACCAGAACUUCUGUACAAAGGUCCUUGUCGUAUCAACCUUCCUGUAAGUGAUCUGUUCUCACAACAAUACGGCUUUAAUUAAACUCGGCAAGAAUGCCUAGCUUAGCCAUCGGUUUAUUUUCCACCUGUAACUGUGCUUGUGUGUAUUAUUGCAAGGGCAGAUUAUCUGCAUAGUACUUUCAAACUUCUGUCCGUCUCAGUGCUAAUUCUAAGCCAGAGAGGCAGAAAAAAUAAUUUUGCACUACAGCAUUUUCUCUGUGUGACAGAGUUGGCUUGCUCAAACUGUAGCUCACACCUGGCUUAGGAGACUAGGUAUGCAGCACUUCAAGCAAAGUUUGCCACUACUUCUCACCACAUUACUUUUCACCCUCCAGGGUUAACCUGGUUUUAUUGCAGAUAGUAUGAAGACAAAACAUUUCAGGUACUGUUGUUAAACAAACUUUUACUACUCGCUCAAAUACCCUGCAUUUGCCGAAGGUACACACCCUUUCACCCCACCUUCAGGGGCUCCUCACGCGUAGAUCACACUGAGGUUAGGUUGUCACGUUAUGAACGGUCAUCCUGCUACUAGUAGGUGAAAAAAUUUAAACCUACGCAAUUAUGCUGUAUUUCUUUUUUCACAGGAAAGGCUUCCUUUGCAAGUUGCUCACCAACGAGCUAUGGGUCAAACAGAUGCACAGAUAGUAUUGCAGUGUCAAACAAUGGAAUACUCAGUUUUGACUUAAGCAUGACUUUUUCGGUUGCUGGAGAGACAGGAUUGCUACAAAUGGUCGAUCGCAUAACGAUUCUCAAAGAGAAUGAAGUAGUGCUCAGUAUUUAUGAACCAGUUACAGACACUGCCAGUCGCCACUGGACUUUCAAAGGGAACACACCAACCUAUAGAAUUGCAGAGCUGCACAAUGUCGUAGCCAAUGAUAGAGGGGAAUACGUUAUUUCAGCUGAGCUGAUAGACCCUGCCACAGGAUACAUAGGCACUAUCACAAAAAACACUUUUGCUACAGCACAGGAAUGUAACUCUCCUCCUGAACUACUAAACGGAUAUGUUGCAAACAAUGGUGUGAUUGUAAGCUCUAUAGCUGAAUAUACCUGCAAAGUGGGGUACAAAAUUACUGGUAAUGAUAGUCUGAAAUGCAUUCAAAGAGGUCAUGAUACACUAUGGGAUGGUGAAAUUCCUUCUUGUAUACAAGAAACCGAAGUAAUGUUUCAGCUACAACUUGGACCAAUCACUGACUGUACUUGUUGGAGUGAUUCAAAGUGCGCAAAAUUUCUGGCAACAGUAAAACGUCAAAUAUCUGAAGGAAUUUCAAAUGACUGCAACUGUAGUUACACUCCUUCAAGGAUAAUGAAUACUCGCCUCUAUUGCUUUCAACAUCCAAACUAUGUCAGUGUCAGGGGCUUCAUCCAAGGAACUGAAAAUUAUACAGCACAACAAAUUCUAACAUACAUGGAGCAAUGGUACUUAAAGCAACCAACCGUCAUCCUGACGGAAAAUAGGGUGCUCAACAUCAAUAAAAACUGCCAUCUUCAUAUAUCUGAGUGGAAUGAGAGAGAGUGUAGUCCCAAUCCUAUGCCAGAGUCUUCGCAAUGCUACUGCAAUGGUACAAUCAAGGAUGUAGUUGGACCAUAAGAUCAUACAAAGGUGUAGCUAGGACUCAAUGUAUGUAGCUACACAGUUAACUCACCCUGUUAUUACCCUUGGCGCGCAUGCGCAGCGAGGGUA